CUCCUGGGGCGAACCUGGUACUUGGCUCUCCCCGAUCUUCGCGCGGGGACAUCUUCCUCGCCGUCUGCAGCCUCAAGAUCCCACCGCCUCUACUCUGCAGCCUCGGCCUGUCCCAUCCGCUCGCUUUCUUUUUUGGCACUGCCCUUUGCUCUCCCAUGGAGUCAUCUGUUUACUCUCCCUUCACUUCUAGUCACCCAUAGGUCACCCUCCACAGUCACCCAUUUUGUCCCUUCUCUCCUCACUCUUCACCUCUCCCCGGGUCGCCUUCUCAGAGGACUCAGCCGAGAGAUGCUGCGGACCCCGCGGCCAGGGUCUGCUCCCUGGAGAACCCUCUGUCCACCUUUACCCCCUCCCCAGGGGCGCAGGAGGCAAGUUUCCGCCCCGUCCUUUCCCCAGUGACAGGACUUGGCUGCGGCCACGGCCAGGGAGGCGGAGGGAGGGACGGCCUGGCUCAGGAGCCCCCUCCCCUGCUCGCGAGCUCGCGCGGUCUGUGUCUCUCUCGGCAAGUGCGGAGACGCGGAGGAGGAGGAGGAGGAGAAGGAGGAGGGAGUUGGGGGAGGAUCUCCAUUGAAAUAAACAACCAGGCAGCAGUUAUUAACACGGGAACAUGGCGGCCGCAGCCUCAGCCACAGCUUCGGCGGCGAAGGUCAGCGCCGACAGCAGCCGGCACCUGACGGCGUGACCGACCCGAGCCGUAAACAAAAUGAAGUUAGGAACCAAAGCAUCACUGUUUGAAACCUAAAGCGUUGGUAUUUAAGGAGCAAAGCUAGUCAAAGAAUAUUUGUCUACAGAAAAACAUUUCUCUUGGAUUUGGCCACAAAUUUAUAGAUCUUCUGCACUGUGUACAGGCACAGUUGCUGAUAUGUGUUCAAGAUGAGUGGGAUGGGAGAAAAUACCUCUGACCCAUCUAGGGCAGAGACAAGAAAGCGCAAGGAAUGUCCUGACCAGCUUGGACCCAGCCCCAAAAGGAGCACUGAGAAACGUAAUCGUGAACAGGAAAAUAAAUACAUUGAAGAACUUGCAGAGUUGAUUUUUGCUAAUUUUAAUGAUAUAGACAACUUUAACUUCAAACCUGACAAAUGUGCAAUCUUAAAAGAAACUGUGAAGCAAAUUCGUCAGAUCAAAGAACAAGAGAAAGCAGCAGCCGCCAACAUAGACGAGGUGCAGAAAUCAGACGUGUCGUCCACUGGGCAGGGCGUCAUCGACAAGGACGCGCUGGGCCCUAUGAUGCUUGAGGCCCUUGAUGGGUUCUUCUUUGUAGUGAACCUGGAAGGCAACGUUGUGUUUGUUUCAGAGAAUGUGACACAGUACCUAAGGUAUAACCAGGAAGAGCUGAUGAACAAAAGUGUAUACAGCAUCCUGCACGUUGGGGACCACACUGAGUUCGUCAAAAACCUGCUGCCAAAGUCUAUAGUGAACGGGGGAUCUUGGUCUGGCGAACCUCCCAGGCGGAACAGCCAUACUUUCAAUUGUCGGAUGCUGGUAAAACCUUUACCUGAUUCCGAAGAGGAAGGUCAUGAUAACCAGGAAGCACAUCAGAAAUACGAAACUAUGCAGUGCUUUGCUGUCUCUCAACCAAAGUCCAUCAAAGAAGAAGGAGAAGAUUUGCAGUCCUGCCUGAUUUGUGUGGCUAGAAGAGUUCCCAUGAAGGAGAGACCAGUCCUUCCCUCAUCAGAAAGUUUUACCACUCGCCAAGAUCUCCAAGGCAAGAUCACGUCACUGGAUACUAGCACCAUGCGGGCAGCCAUGAAGCCGGGCUGGGAGGACCUGGUGAGGAGGUGCAUUCAGAAGUUCCAUGCACAGCACGAAGGGGAGUCUGUGUCUUAUGCUAAGAGGCAUCAUCAUGAAGUGCUGAGACAAGGGCUGGCAUUCAGUCAGAUCUACCGUUUCUCCUUGUCUGACGGCACUCUUGUGGCCGCGCAGACGAAGAGCAAGCUCAUCCGCUCCCAGACGACUAACGAGCCUCAGCUCGUGAUAUCGUUACACAUGCUGCACAGAGAGCAGAACGUGUGUGUGAUGAAUCCGGAUCUGACUGGACAAGCGCUGGGGAAGCCAUUGAAUCCAAUUAGCUCUAGCAGCCCUGCCCAUCAGGCCCUGUGCAGUGGGAACCCAGGUCAGGACAUGAGCCUAGGCAGCAAUAUGAAUUUCCCCAUAAACGGCCCAAAGGAACAGAUGGGCAUGCCCAUGGGCAGGUUUGGUGGUUCUGGGGGAAUGAACCACGUGUCGAGCAUGCAGGCGGCCACUCCUCAGGGUAGCAACUAUGCACUAAAAAUGAACAGCCCCUCACAGAGCAGCCCUGGCAUGAAUCCCGGGCAGCCCAACUCCAUGCUCUCGCCGAGGCAUCGCAUGAGCCCUGGAGUGGCUGGGAGCCCGCGGGUCCCCCCCAGCCAGUUCUCCCCUGCGGGAAGCUUGCAUUCCCCCGUGGGAGUUUGCAGCAGCACAGGAAACAGCCAUAGCUACACCAACAGCUCCCUCAACGCGCUCCAGGCCCUCAGCGAGGGGCACGGGGUCUCCCUGGGGUCGUCGUUGGCUUCGCCGGACCUGAAAAUGGGCAAUUUGCAGAACUCCCCGGUUCAUAUGAACCCUCCCCCACUCAGCAAGAUGGGAAGUUUAGACUCCAAAGACUGUUUUGGACUUUACGGGGAGCCAUCGGAAGGCGCAGCCGGACAGGCCGAGAGCAGCUGCCACGCCGGGGAGCAGAAGGAAGCGAGCGAGCCCAGCCUGGCCCCGGCCGUGAGCAGCGAGAGGCCCGACGGCCAGAGCAGGCUGCACGACGGCAAGGGACAGACCAAGCUCCUGCAGCUGUUGACCACCAAAUCGGACCAGAUGGAGCCCUCGCCCUUGUCCAGCUCCUUGUCGGACGCAAACAAGGACUCCGCAGGCAGCUUGCCUGGUUCUGGGUCGACGCACGGAACCUCGCUCAAGGAGAAGCAUAAGAUUUUGCACAGACUCUUGCAGGACAGCAGUUCCCCCGUGGACCUGGCCAAGUUAACAGCAGAGGCCACGGGCAAAGAGCUGAACCAGGAGGCCACCAGCACGGCUCCUGGUUCCGAGGUGACUAUUAAACAGGAGCCAGUGAGCCCCAAGAAGAAAGAGAAUGCACUACUUCGCUAUUUGCUCGAUAAAGAUGAUACUAAAGAUAUUGGUUUACCAGAAAUAACCCCCAAACUUGAGCGACUGGACAGUAAGACAGACCCUGCCAGUAACACAAAAUUAAUAGCUAUGAAAACUGAAAAGGAGGAGAUGAGCUUUGAGCCGAGUGAGCAGCCUGGCAGUGAGCUGGACAACUUGGAGGAGAUUUUGGAUGAUUUGCAGAAUAGUCAGUUACCACAGCUUUUCCCAGACACGAGGCCAGGCGCCCCCGCCGGAUCAGUGGACAAGCAAGCCAUCAUCAAUGACCUCAUGCAACUCACAGCCGAGAACAGCCCGGUUACACCUGUCGGAGCCCAGAAAACAGCACUGCGAAUUUCACAGAGCACUUUUAAUAACCCACGACCAGGGCAACUGGGCAGGUUAUUGCCAAACCAGAAUUUACCACUUGACAUCACAUUGCAAAGCCCAACUGGUGCUGGACCUUUCCCACCAAUCAGAAACAAUAGUCCCUACUCAGUGAUACCUCAGCCAGGAAUGAUGGGUAAUCAAGGGAUGAUAGGAAACCAAGGAAACUUAGGGAACAGUAGUACAGGCAUGAUUGGUAGUAAUGCCGCCCGGCCCACUAUGCCAGCUGGGGAAUGGGCACCACAGAGUUCUGCUGUGCGAGUCACCUGUGCUGCUACCACCAGUGCCAUGAACCGGCCGAUCCAAGGAGGUAUGAUUCGGAACCCAACAGCCAGCAUCCCCAUGAGACCCAACAGCCAGCCUGGCCAAAGACAGAUGCUGCAGCCUCAGGUCAUGAAUAUAGGGCCAUCUGAAUUAGAGAUGAACAUGGGGGGACCUCAGUAUAGCCAACAGCAGGCACCUCCAAACCAGACCGCUCCGUGGCCGGAAAGCAUCCUGCCGAUAGACCAGGCCCCGUUCGCCAGCCAGAACAGGGGGAAAAAAGGUUCUCUAGUCCACGAGCCCAAGAUGAACCUGUCUCUCCACAGGCAGCCGUUCGGCAGCUCUCCAGAUGACCUGCUCUGCCCACACCCUGCAGCUGAGUCCCCAAGCGACGAAGGCGCUCUCCUGGACCAGCUCUACUUGGCCUUGCGAAACUUCGACGGCCUGGAGGAGAUCGACAGGGCUCUGGGGAUACCCGAGCUGGUCAGCCAGAGUCAAGCGGUAGACCCAGAACAGUUCUCGAGUCAGGACUCCAACAUCAUGCUGGAGCAGAAGGCCCCUGUGUUCCCACAGCAGUAUGCGUCUCAGGCACAGAUGGCCCAGGGAAGCUACACGCCCAUGCAGGACCCCAACUUUCACACCAUGGGACAGCGGCCCAGUUAUGCCACUCUCCGCAUGCAGCCCAGACCCGGCCUGCGGCCCACGGGCCUCGUGCAGAACCAGCCGAACCAGCUGAGGCUUCAACUGCAACAUCGCCUCCAAGCACAGCAGAACCGCCAGCCACUUAUGAAUCAAAUCAGCAAUGUUUCAAAUGUGAACUUGACUCUGAGGCCCGGAGUACCCACACAGGCACCUAUCAAUGCCCAGAUGCUGGCCCAAAGACAGAGGGAAAUCCUGAACCAGCAUCUUCGACAGAGACAAAUGCAUCAGCAGCAGCAGCAAGUUCAGCAACGAACUUUGAUGAUGAGAGGACAGGGGUUGAACAUGACGCCAAGCGUGGUGGCUCCUAGUGGUGUGCCAGCAACUCUGAGCAACCCCCGGAUCCCCCAGGCAAAUGCACAGCAGUUUCCAUUCCCUCCGAACUACGGAAUAAGUCAGCAGCCUGACCCAGGCUUCACUGGGGCCACAGCCCCCCAGAGCCCUCUGAUGUCGCCCAGAAUGGCACACACCCAGAGCCCCAUGAUGCAGCCGUCCCAGGCUAACCCGGCCUACCAGGCCUCCUCGGACAUGAACGGGUGGGCGCAGGGCAGCAUGGGUGGAAGCAGCAUGUUUUCGCAACAGUCCCCUCCCCACUUUGGACAGCAAGCGAACACCAGCAUGUACAAUAACAACAUGAACAUCAACGUGUCCAUGGCGACCAACACGGGUGGCAUGAGCAGCAUGAACCAGAUGACAGGGCAGAUCAGCAUGACCUCAGUGACCUCCGUGCCUACGUCGGGGCUGUCCUCCAUGGGUCCCGAGCAGGUUAACGAUCCUGCUCUGAGGGGAGGCAGCCUUUUCCCAAACCAGCUGCCCGGGAUGGACAUGAUUAAGCAGGAGGGAGACGCAUCACGGAAAUACUGCUGACACGGAAGGGAGCUGGUUGCCUCUUUCUUCAGCUGAUUGGGCUCACGUGCUCAAAACGCUUACCAGUCUGGAGAGCUGCGUCUAUUUGUUUUGACCCAACCGACCUGCCAUCCAGUCCUGCCAGAGCGAGAGGGGCCAACGGCCUGGGCCCUGGCCGCAGGGUGGACCCCCGGCUGCUGCGGGAGGAGCGGCCUUGUGUGCUGACGGCCUGCAGCCCACGCCCGGACAGUCGCUCCGUCUGUUCACUGCAUUCACCUUAGUGCAACUUAGAUCUCUCCUGCCAAGUACAUGUUGACAGGCAAACUCCAUACCCGUGUCAGAUUGAAUGUAUCUAAAUGUAUGUGUUUAAGGAAAACACCCACGCUCUUGUUCUAUUCCUGUCUUGUUCCAGAUACUGGUUUCUUGCUUUGUUUCCCCUGGCUAACCAGUCCAGUACAAAAGAUUAAAAUUCCAUCUGGGGGAAGGAAACAAAUUAAAAAAAAAAAAUCAAACAAAAAGUGUUUUAAGCUAAGCCUGCCUUUGGGAUGAAAGCGGGGCAGACGCACAGACCGCGCUGUGGGUACAGAGACAGCGCCACGCAAAGACCAUAGAUGUAUCUUUGUGAAGGCUCUCGAGACCCUGUUGGAAAGAGCUUCCAGUUACUGAACAGAUGAAAAGGAGCCUGUGGGAGGGCUGUUAAUAUAAACAAGUACUUUCCCCCGCCUUUUUUUUUUCUUUUGUUCAAACCAAGUGAACUCACCCAAAUCAUGAAUCGAGAAGAGAUACUUUUCAUUUCCAAAUUCAGUUCCCUUUAGAUUGAUCAGACAGCUCGAAUCAGCCCCUCCUCUUCCAUCUGAUCCCACCUCUGCCCUUCCCCAGUUCUCCCCGCUUUCAUUCUUUUUUUUUAAAUAAAAGCAACAGAAACCAGGUAAUCCCAUUAUUUCCUGACAUGUUUUGCCAGCCCCUUACCAAUUGCUCACUAUUAAAUUUCAGAAAAAUGUAUUUACUGGCAAGGAGAGGAGCAGAGUUAGGACUUGAUACCCAGCACACCGGGGACACCUGCUUUGGAGGCAUGUUAUUCGAUUCCCCAGCAACACUGGCCUACAAAACGGGAGGAGAUAAUAGUGUGCUUCAAAUUGACAGCAGAUAUCACGACAGAUUUAACCUCCACCAUGUGUUUUUUAUUUUGUUUUUUAGCAGUGCUGACUAAGCCGAAGUUUUGUAAGGUACAUAAAAUCCAAUUUAUAUGUAAACAAGCAAUAAUUUAAGUUGAGAACUUAAGUGUUUUAAUUGUAUCAUUUUUGUGAGGUAUACAUAUUGUGGAAUUGACUCAAAAAUGAGGUACUUCAGUAUUAAAAUUAGGUAUCUUCAUAGCAACGUCUCCUAAAGGUGUUUUGUAAAGGAUCUCAAUGCCUUGAUUAGACCUAAUUUGUAGACUUAAGACUUUUUAUUUUCUAAACCUUGUGAUUCUGCUCAUAAAUCAUUUAUCUAAUUAAUCUAUAUGAUAUGCAGCCGCUGUAGGAACCGAUUCUUGAUUUUUAUAUGUUUAUAUUCUUUCUUAAUGAACCUUAGGAAGACUACAUGUUACUAAAAAGCAGGCCACUUUUACGGUGGUUUUUCUUGCCCAUUCUGGUAGGGGAAUAAUCUUUUCUUAAUUGGCAUCAGUUUCAGACAGCUGGAAUACCAAGAAACUGGUGACCUUUUUUGAGCUAUGUCUCCCCAACUCCUGAUACACAUACUUUCUUACCUAAAUUUCAGAGUGAUGUCUUUUUGAUGUCCAAAAAGCAAAGCUUUUUAUAUCUCAUUAGCCAGGCUUUUUAGGAACAGAGAGGUUUUUCCUUGAACUUUGAUGAUUUUGUGGCAGGGUGGAAACCAUACCGACUAGCCCUGUUUGUAUUUCUCUCUCUCUGUGUGUCCAGACUGUGGAAGGAUAGAAACAGACAGCGCCCAAAGAUAAACGGGAAGGAGACAGUCUGAAAGUGUUGCUCCACACUAAAGACAUUUUCUGGAAAUUUGCAUUUCGAUACUUUUUUCCACUUGAGGGGGGUCUCGCUACAGGGAAGUGGCCAAGGAACAGCACUUCUCAGGGGCCACCAGUUCACAUGUCCCCCUUGAAAGGCUCUACUUUUCUCAACCAGAGACCAUUGGGUUGCCCAACCGUGAUGGGAAGAAACAAGCAGAUGUCGGCCCAGAACUCCAAUCCUCGUUGGUGCGAUGGGCUGAUGAUCCACGCCAUUUAAUGUGACCAGUUUCAAGUUUUUAGAAACAUGUGAAUUAGAAAGACUUUAAUGUCACACAGCACAAAAGAGAAAGGGAGUUUAAACUGGAUUUGUUUGUUUGUUUUGAGUUUUAAGUCCCUUUUCACUGUCACACUGUCCCCAAAUAUCUGUGUACCUUUUUUAUUGUUUCUCCACCCGCCCACUGUGUUUUCAUGUCAGUCCCAAUUUGGACAAAUCUGCAAACCUGGGAUACUGGUAUUCAGAAUAAUUCAUAGUCAUUACUGUUUUGAAGGAAGAGAGAUUGUCAGUUCUCUUAUGGCUCAGAGUAGGUAAUAGGGAUUUUGCUUUAUAUCCAAUUAAGAGUCAGUGACGGACUCCUGGCCAUACUGAUCCCUGUAGAAGCAAAAGCCAAAUGGACCGCUCAUUAUCAGUAUUUCUCACACUGAACACAAUAAACUUGUUAGACUGAGUACUUGGUUUUUGUUUAACAGAACAAAUAAUCAGUUUUACUUAUAUUAAUAAAUGUGAAAAACACAUAAUGUGAAAAGUAUACAUUCAUUAACUUGGUUGUAAAACUCAUUUAAGUGUUCAUGUAACGUGGUAAGUUUAAAAAGUGACGUGAGCUGUUUUCCCUGCGAUGAAUUUGUUUGACUCGAAGAUUCAAAACGCCCCCUCCCACGUGUAUCUCUUACGGCCUGUACCAACUGAAAGCAAUGUUUUUGCAGUUUAUAUAAUGCGGUUUUUAAUCUGUGUUUAAAAAUGGAGUUCAUAUGGGCUUAACACAUGAAAUGAGUGGCACAGACCCACUUGCAGAACCCAAAGAUACACAAUCAAUUUUGAAAUGCAACUUAAGCCAUUAAUUGUUGGUGUGAAUUUAAAAUUUUCUAGUAUUUGUAUGGUAGUAUGCUGCCUAGGAGCAAAGCAUUCUCUGCACAAAAGAAAAUUACUGUAGCGGCUUCGAUUUUCAUUAGAAUUUUCUCCCUGGUGUUUCUUUAUAGACUAAAACAAAAUCUUUUAAGUUUCUUACUACAGGUAAAAGCUAUGUGCAAGAACCUCAAAAUGCUAAAAUCUAGCAUAAUGCCUUAGAUCUGUUUUUAAGUCUUGUAUAUUCCUACAUAGCUGUCCGAUGUAUUAUAUUUGUAUAGUGAAUUGUGUACAAUUUUUUGAAUAAGUGCAUCAUCACUUAACCUUUAUGUUGUUGAACAGUGAUGAUGAGGCAUUUCUUCAAACAUUUAACUGUCAUUUUUUUUUCUUAUGCCAUUUGUGGGUUUUAUUUGUACAGUUCCUCAUGAAGUUGCAUCUGAGAUGUGUGUAUAUGAAAAGAUUAUACAAGGGUAAAAUUAAGCAAUAUAUUACCUAUGGUUCUUCAGGAGAAAGCUUACAGUGUUUCAGGUUGUGAUUUAUUUUCAAAAUGGAGUUGACUCCGGACAUCACUUUGUUCAGCUGCAUUGAUGUUUGUAUUUCUAGUGUGAGCAGUUUAUGCAAAGGUAGAUAUAUUCAGAGAAAUUUUAAAUACAUUUAUGCAAGUUAAUAUUGCUUUGCUGAUGCUAUUUGCUUAUUUGAUGUUAAAUAAUGCUAUUGUAAAUAAAGAAUUCUGUUGUUAUUGCAUCAUUUAAUAAAUUUUAAUGCCUUCGGGUUUUACAUGGCUUUGGA
Molecule: messenger RNA, 9176 nt
Organism: Vicugna pacos (alpaca)
Lineage: Eukaryota; Metazoa; Chordata; Mammalia; Artiodactyla; Camelidae
Source: RefSeq, a predicted model, not a curated record